Molecule: messenger RNA, 2410 nt
Organism: Nicrophorus vespilloides
Lineage: Eukaryota; Metazoa; Arthropoda; Insecta; Coleoptera; Silphidae
Product: apoptosis-inducing factor 3
Exons: 3
Coding region: 504-2321 (605 amino acids)
Cellular component (GO): cytoplasm
Molecular function (GO): 2 iron, 2 sulfur cluster binding; oxidoreductase activity, acting on NAD(P)H; flavin adenine dinucleotide binding
Source: RefSeq, a predicted model, not a curated record
CAUAGGCGUAUAUGUCUCUAAUUGAAUAAGAUCUGUUGAUUUCUUGAUUGCGUUAAAUUUAAUUGCAUAUUUCCUUUAACUAUCCAAAUAAUAAUUUAUAUUAUCUGUACAAUGUCAGGACCUUCAACUAUGCUUGCUUAUGAAUUACACAGAUACGCGGAAUAAAGUGUACACGAUCAAGAUCAAAUUCAGUCUAUACAAAUUCUCGAGUGUCUUAUCAUUUUACGUGCAAGCGAGCUGCAAACGAUACGCUCGUUUUUUUUUUCCGGUCGUUUAUUUCAUUGUUUAUUUAUAAUUUGAGUAGGUCUACAAACCAAAACAAUAUAUAACUGUACGAUUUCUGAAGGGAAUUAAGGUAACGUUUCGGUGUAUCCACUGAUUGGUAGAGAGGCCUUGGCUGAGAGGCUGGGCGAGCGUUACGUAACAAACAUCGUCGGCCGUUGGCCAAUCCAAUCCGGCUUUUGACUCACCGGCAAGGUUUUCAAAACCUCAGUAUUUGGAUCAUGUCAAUGAGGAAAUUCCUUUCCCUCCAGUCUCGCCUGGCUGGCCAACACCUGAUCAAAAGCCAGUGCGUUCCGACGCGGCCUACAAACCGGACGUUUGUAUCGCGAACAAUAGGAAACGCGACGCUCUUGCUUUGUGACGUGAACGGAGGAGUAAAAACCAACGGAUUAUUAAUCAUGGGUUGCACCACAUCGAGACUAGGGAUAUCCACAUCCAACACAACCACAAAGGAUGACGUCUACGUGGAAGACGUGGUGUGCCAGGAUGGCGACAUCAAAGAGAACGAGAUGAAAUCCUUCGAGCUGGGCGACGCCGGAAAGGUGCUGCUGGUCAGGCAAAAUGGGAAACUCAGCGCAAUUGGGUCAAAGUGUACCCAUUACGGGGCCCCUCUGGAGACGGGAGCUCUGGGCGAGGGUCGUAUCAGAUGCCCAUGGCAUGGGGCAUGCUUCAAUAUUGCAAACGGCGACAUUGAAGAUUUCCCAGGAUUGGAUUCGUUGCCUUGCUACGAAGUCAAAGUGGAGAAUAACAAUGUUAAAGUACGCGCGAAGAAGUCCGACCUGCAAUCCAACAAAAGAGUUAAAACCAUGUGCAAGAUGGAUUCUGGAAAUGAUGAAAAAAUCGUCGUGAUCGGAGGAGGACCGGCCGGUGCUACUUGCGUGGAAACUUUGCGACAGGAAGGAUUCACAGGCAAAAUAACUAUGAUUUGCAAAGAGAAUUACUUGCCCUAUGAUCGUGUAAAGGUUUCAAAGAGCAUGGACGUGGAUAUCGAGAAAAUACAGCUGAGAUCCGAUGCUUUUUACAAAGAGCACGACAUCGAGGUGCUUAAGAAUACCGAAGCGGUCUCGGUCGAUACCCAAGCUAAUUCGGUGAGCUUGAAUAAUGGUAAAAAGCUGGAUUACACCAAAAUUUUCAUUGCUACCGGUUCAAAGGCCAUGAAGGCUAACAUUCCAGGAGCGGAAUUGGGUAAAGUUGUCGUGAUUAGGAAUUACGAUGAUGCUAAAUACAUCAGGCAGUUACUCAAUAAGGAGAUGAAUGUGGUUGUUUUGGGUGCUAGUUUUAUAGCUAUGGAAGCAGCUAGUUAUUGCGUGGACAAAGUAAAGAGCGUAACUGUAAUUGGCAGGGACCAAGUACCAUUCAGGCAAUUACUUGGUACUGAAAUUGGAAGCGCUUUCAAGACUUUGUUUGAAGAGAAGGGCAUUAAGUUUGUCAUGAAUUCCGGAAUGAAAGCAUGCAUUGGGGAUGGAGAGGGUAACAUUCAGCAGGUGGAAUUGGUUAACGGCGAUAGGUUGGAAGCGGACCUUUGUAUUAUGGGCGUAGGCGGUGCUGUAAACACCGAAUUCUUGAAAAAUUCAGGAAUCGAAUUGACGAAGAAUGGAUCAAUCGAGGUUAAUGAAUUCAUGCAGAGUAACGUACAAAAUGUUUACGUUGGAGGAGAUAUAGCUUUUGCUCCAGUGUAUUCCAAUGAUAAUUUAAAAUCUGCAAUUGGGCAUUAUCCAUUGGCACAUUACCAUGGUAAAAUUGCAGCGAUGAACAUGACCGGCAAGGCCACUCCCCUAAAAGCCGUACCAUUCUUUUGGACUAUGCUUUUUGGUAAAGGUAUCCGAUAUUCUGGUCACGGUAAAUACGAUAAUAUUUUGUAUUCCGGUAACGUACAAGAGCUGAAAUUUGUCGCUUACUACAUGAAAGAUGAUAGAGUCGUAGCUAUUAGCAGCUGCGGACGGGAUCCUAUUGUAUCUAAAUAUGCGGAAUUAAGGGCGCAGGGCAAAGAUCUACUCAGGAACGAUUUAGGAGAAGACCUUCUCGCCUGGACACGUUAAAUAUAUGUUACGAAAAGCAAAGUAUUAACUUAUUAUCUUGUUAUUUAUGUUAGUUACUUGAGAUUUCUAAUUAAUAUUUAUAUAUCAAA